AUUGUUGUAUUUGCAGACAUGUUACCAACCAACUUAACCUCGGUAUGCCAGACCUGCACUCCAAGACUGAUGUUCGGACAGAUCCAGCAGUCCAUUGGCUUCUUCAAGGUCAAUGACAACGGUGAGAUCUGCUCCAACGUGGAACCAAUCCCAGAACUCAAGGAAUGUGCAGGCUACUGCGGCUCGACUUCCAGCUACACCGCACUCAUGCACGGCUUUGACAACAAAUGCCUGUGUUGCCAGCCAGCAAAGACGGUAUCCAAGUCUAUCCAGCUUGUCUGCGGUACUGGAAGGAAGAUCACCAAGACCUACAACGUACCGGAAACAUGCGGUUGCAGCGCAUGCUCAAAGGGAGCAUAAUCUCGAACCCACUUCCGGCCAUGAACUCCCUGUGAAAGUGACACAUAACAGGUGUGAUCCUCCCCAUGAAUGUGUGACAACGUGACAUUAAUGCAAGAAUUAUUUAUUCAUGAACCUGUGAUUACAAUGCUCAAGUUGAUUUAUGUUUAAGUUUUUGUCUCAAAAUGAAACUGUACAUAUAUAUAUAUGUUAUACUUUUUUCUGGAAUGUGCAAUGUCCUGACCUGUUCAGCUGAACAACAAAAAAUACAAAUUGUCUAUGUUUGCAACAAUGAAUAUUAAUGAAUGUUUAUACUUCAAAUGUCUUUCCAAUGAUAUAUGUAGGUUGUUGCAAGAUGUUAUACACUUAUUUAUUGUAAAAUCAUGGUGAGGAAAUAAAUAAAAGCAAUAUUAAUUUA
Molecule: messenger RNA, 757 nt
Organism: Haliotis rubra (blacklip abalone)
Lineage: Eukaryota; Metazoa; Mollusca; Gastropoda; Lepetellida; Haliotidae
Product: norrin-like
Exons: 1
Coding region: 19-360 (113 amino acids)
Source: RefSeq, a predicted model, not a curated record